GCGUACCUAUACUUAUCCAGCCAGCCAAUGAUACCCCGUAGACGCGCGCUUAGUUCAUUCCAACUAUACUUGGCUGCCUAACCUAUACAGGCUUAGCUUGAAUAUCAUAUCGCUGGAUGUACUCAGGUAUUUCGUACAUGUAAUUUCGACAUUGCAGGUAAUCAAUUAAUCAAUCAAUUAAUCAAUCACUCCAACCCCGAAUCACAAGACGCAUCAUUGGCCAACCCCUUCUGAAACAUUCCAUACCUCCCUCAAAGCUCUCUCACGGGCUAACGUUUGCUUUCCCACUUAACUUGACCUAACUUAACCUAAUCUAACCUAUUACGACUCAAAUAACCACCCACCAUGUACCAUCUCGCCAAGUCGCUGUACCUGCUCGCGCGGCGGCGGGAGGAAUACUCCGUGAUACUCCUAGGGCUAGACAACGCGGGCAAGACGACGUUCCACGAGCAGGCCAAAUCGCUCUUCCUGCCCGAGCACCCAGACCCCAAGCUCAAGACCGUGCCGACGGUAGGCCAGAACGUGUCCACCCUCUCCCUGCCCGACAUGUACCUCAAGAUCUGGGACGUGGGCGGCCAGAUGACCCUGCGCAAGCUGUGGCAGAGCUACUACGCCAGCUGCCACGCCAUCGUCUUCAUCAUCGACAGCACCGACAUCGGCGACGGCUCUCUCGAGCACGACGGCUCCGGCCGCCUCGACGAGUGCCGCCUCGUGCUCGAGGACGUGCUGCAGAAUUCCGAGACGGAGGGCGUCCCGCUUCUGAUACUGGCGAAUAAGCAGGAUCGCGAGGAUUGCGUCGAGGUCGUGCGCAUAAAGGAGGGCUUGGUGAAGAAGGUGUUCGAGGGCGAGAAGGCGUCGAGUAUACGCGAUUCUAGGGUGCUGCCCGUGAGCGCUCUGACGGGCACGGGCGUGAGGGAAGCGAUUGAUUGGGUUAGGUCGAGGGUGAAAUGGAAUAAAGAGUCAAGACCGCCAGUGAUGAGGUGAGGGGAGGUAAGGAAAGGAAAGGAAAGGCUCUAAAUAACGUCGCGCUAUUCAGGUAAAAGUGGCCUUGGGUUGGUUUGCAUUCAGCGUCAUGGAA
Molecule: messenger RNA, 1078 nt
Organism: Daldinia vernicosa
Lineage: Eukaryota; Fungi; Ascomycota; Sordariomycetes; Xylariales; Hypoxylaceae
Product: P-loop containing nucleoside triphosphate hydrolase protein
Exons: 1
Coding region: 346-984 (212 amino acids)
Biological process (GO): Golgi to plasma membrane protein transport; intracellular protein transport; protein localization to organelle
Cellular component (GO): Golgi apparatus
Molecular function (GO): GTPase activity; GTP binding
Source: RefSeq, a predicted model, not a curated record